AUCAAAAUUAAAAGCGUUUUUAAGGCUAGGUUUUUUUUCCUCUCCCGCAGGCACAGGCGCUCUCUUUCAUCGCCACGUUUAUGUGGAGAGGAGCAGCUCUUUUAGCUGCAUCGUUUCUCAGCGUUCGCUUCUCAGUUCUCGCGGGAGGGGUUUUAGCUCGAGAGUGAAGUUGGGGCAUGGAGAAAAUAAAUAAGAAGAAAGUUCUAGUGUUUUUGGAUGUCUCAAUCGAUGGAGAUCCUUUUGAGAGGAUGAUUUUUGAGCUCUUUACUGAUGUUGCUCCCAAGACUGCUGAAAACUUUCGUGCACUUUGUACUGGAGAAAAAGGUGUUAGCCUUAAAACUGGGAAACCGCUACAUUACAAAGGAACCUUUUUCCAUCGUAUCAUCAAAGGAUAUGUGGCACAGGGAGGGGACUUUCUUCGGCAAGAUGGUAACUAUGGAGAAAGUAUAUAUGGCGGAAAGUUUCCAGAUGAGUCUCCUAAACUGAAACAUGAUGGUGCUGGUUUGUUAUCUAUGGCAAUUGCUGAUCGUGAUGAACGUGGCUCUCUGUUCAAUAUCACCUUUAAGGCUGAUCAUCAUCUUGAUAGGAAAAAUAUUGUCUUUGGUAAACUUGUUGAUGGGCAUGAAGUGUUGAAAAAGAUUGAAAAUGCUGGAGAUGAUGAGGGGAAACCUGCUGUGACAGUGAAAAUAGUUAAUUCCGGAGAAGCACAUGAUGAUAAAAAGAAGGGGAAUAAGUUGAAAAUUGGGAAGGAUGCUGUAGAGGAAAAUAGUCACGAGAUGAAGCGCAAGGGGAAGCACAAGAAAUCUUCAAAGAAGAGGAGGAAGAGAAGAAGAAGAUAUUACACGUCCGAGUCAGACAGUUCAACAGACACUGAUACCGACACUUCUGAAUCUGAUACUGAUUCUGACUCGUAUGAUUCCUCAUUAAGUGACACUAGCUCUUCAAGUGAUGACAGGCGUAAGAAGAGGAAGAGAUCCAAGAGGGAUCGGCAUAGGCGUGGAAAAAGGAAGGAUAGAAGGCAUGAAAAACGCCGCAAGAGGCGGGAUAAAAAGUCAAAACGUAAAUCUAAAAGGAACAGUGUCUCAGAUAGUGAUACCGAAAGUAAAAGUGGAAGUAGCUCUGAAGAUGAUGCUGCAGUUGGUGGAAAGCUUAAAAAAACCUCUGAAGCAAAUCAUUCUCCCCUACUUGACAAGCAAGAAAACACACAAUUGAAUCAUAAGAAAGGGGAUGUGGCUGACGUGUCUGAAAGGGAAGAGGGCGAGUUUCCAAGGGAAAAUGGGAAUCAUCGAAAAAGUAAUGGUAUUGAAGCGGGAACAGAAUCUGACAGGAGUGCUGAUAGAGACCCUGAUGUGGUAGAUGUUCCAAGCAAAUCUAGGAGUCGAAGCUUAAGUCCUAAAAGAACCAUUAGUAAGAGUAUGAGCAUUAGUCCCAGGGGUGCUAACAGAAGUCCGGAUAUUGGUGCAAAACACAACAGGAGCAGAAGCCCCAGUGUUAGCAGAAGCCCACGACAGAUCUCUGGCAGAAGCAGGAGCAAUACUCCAGUUAGGAGUGGAAGCAGCAGGAGUCCGGUUAGGAGCAAGAGAGGAAAAAGUGUCAGCAUGAGCCCCCCUGCUAGAUCUCAUUCACGACGAAGUCGUAGUAGAAGUCCCAUGGUUUCUCCUCCCAGAAGAAGAGUUUCGCGGAGUCCGCCAAGAAUCUCCCCCAGGAGGUCCUCGUUUAGAUCAGCCAGUCGCAGUCCUGUGAGAUCUGCUCGACGCAGUUUAAGCAGGAGCUCGGGUAAACCUUCUCGAAGGAGCAUAAGCAGAAGCCCUGUCAGAUCUUCACGUAGAAGUGUUAGCAGAAGCUCUGGCAGGGCCCCUAGGAGAAGCCCUAGCCAAAGUCCAGUCAGGGCACCUAGAAGGAUUAAUCGGCCGAGCUACUCUGGGAGUCCUGUAAGUGCAGGCCGUAGGGCAAGGUCUCCUGUUUCUGAUCGUGGUAGGAGUUCAUCAAGAAGCCCUUCAGUUGAUGGAUCACCCAAACGCAUUAGAAGGGGAAGGGGCUUCAGUGACCGAUACUCUUAUGUCCGUCGUUAUAGAAGUCGCUCCCCCGAUCGUUCUCCUAUAAGGUCAUAUCGUUAUGGUGCUAGAAGCGACCGCGAUAGAUACCCAAGUUACAGAAGAUCCCCUAGACGUUACAGGAGCCCUCCUCGGGGAAGAACACCUCCAAGAUACAGAGGCAGGAGAAGCAGGAGCCGCAGUGCUAGUGUCUCCCGGAGUCCAAUCCGCUACCGUGGCCGUCGUUAUAGUCGCAGCCGGAGCCCCAUUCGCAGUCGUUCUCCUGUGGAGAGGCACCGUGGGUCACCACGUGCUGAAAGGCGAAGGUCACCUUCACGGAGCAGGAGUCGGAGCCAAUCUGGAUCGCAUUCGUCUCGUGAAUCACAAUCCCCAAAGCGUGCAGACAAAGGUAACUCAAGGUCAUCAUCUGGUACUCCCCCUCGGAAGACAGGCCUGGUUUCAUAUGGAGAUGGGUCACCUGAUUCUGGCCGGGAUUAAAAUUUAUGGCUGUGAUGGUUGUAGGGAUAGUGUUGUCGGAUCCGACUUGCUACUUUGUGAUUCAGAGUAUUUUGUACGAGUUUGUUGAGAUAAUGGAGUAUUCUUUGUGAUGUUUCGUCUCCUGUUAGGUGCAUGCGUGUUUUGUGUA
Sesamum indicum (sesame) is the source of this 2679-nucleotide messenger RNA. Its product is annotated as Cyclophilin-like peptidyl-prolyl cis-trans isomerase family protein. Gene Ontology annotation, biological process: protein folding; protein peptidyl-prolyl isomerization. The record is from RefSeq and is a predicted model, not a curated record. NCBI's taxonomy places the organism in Eukaryota, Viridiplantae, Streptophyta, Magnoliopsida, Lamiales, Pedaliaceae. Gene Ontology annotation, molecular function: cyclosporin A binding; peptidyl-prolyl cis-trans isomerase activity. Gene Ontology annotation, cellular component: cytoplasm.